Molecule: messenger RNA, 765 nt
Organism: Micropterus salmoides (largemouth bass)
Lineage: Eukaryota; Metazoa; Chordata; Actinopteri; Centrarchiformes; Centrarchidae
Product: spatacsin-like
Exons: 6
Coding region: 19-750 (243 amino acids)
Biological process (GO): axo-dendritic transport; axon extension; synaptic vesicle transport
Cellular component (GO): synapse; axon; cytoplasm
Source: RefSeq, a predicted model, not a curated record
ACAGUGUGCAGCACCUCCAUGAGGGAGAACAUACUGGACCUGCUGGCCAGGAGAGGCCUGUUCAUCCCGGAGGAGCUGGCAGACCUGGAGCAGCUGCUGUGGAGGCUGGCUCAGGGUGGAGGGGUGAUGGCUUCAUCGCCUCCUGUCCCUCAGUACCGCUCCCCUCUGGGCCUGGACCUCCACAGCCUCUUCAUCACCUUCUGCCUGGACCACAGCCUCCAGUACCUGCUCUACUCCUACCUGGAGCACUACAGGUUGACUCCAAGAAACUGUCCCCUGUUGACCAAUCAGAGCCUGUCUGAGAGCCAGCCCUGGUUUGAGAUGCUGGUGAAGAUCCAGGAGAUCACCAGAGAUCUGUCAGAUCCAGCACUGGUCUUCCAGGCCAGUUUGACCAGUGCUCAGGUGCUGUUACCCGGCAGCCAGGCGUCUCUCAGCAGUCUGCUGUUAGAGGGACACAGUCUGCUGGCCCUGGCCGCCAUCAUGUUCGCCCCCGGAGGAAUCGACCAGGUGGUGGUCCAGGGUGAAAGGUCAGGCAGGUCAGAGAGGACUGUCGACCCCCAGCUCCUGAAGAUGGCGCUGGCACCACACCCUAAACUGAGGGCCGCCCUGUUCCCCGCUGGGCCCCGAGGAAACAACUCGUCUUCUGACAUCUCGGUCUACCACCUCCUGCAGUCACUCCAUCCUCUGGACCCCUCCAGGCUGUUUGGCUGGCAGACGGCAAACACCCUCAACUCCACCGGUGAGCUCUGAAAACCAGCUUUAAGG